Messenger RNA from Phaeoacremonium minimum UCRPA7, 1698 nucleotides. Its product is annotated as putative electron transfer flavoprotein-ubiquinone oxidoreductase protein. Gene Ontology annotation, molecular function: iron-sulfur cluster binding; electron-transferring-flavoprotein dehydrogenase activity. Bases 1 to 1698 code for a protein of 565 amino acids. The transcript has 3 exons. Gene Ontology annotation, cellular component: mitochondrial inner membrane. Gene Ontology annotation, biological process: electron transport chain. NCBI's taxonomy places the organism in Eukaryota, Fungi, Ascomycota, Sordariomycetes, Togniniales, Togniniaceae. The record is from RefSeq and is a predicted model, not a curated record.
AUGGCCACUCCCGAUGAUUCCUUCGACCCGCAAUCAAUUGAGCGAGAAAGCGAUCAAGUAGACGUUUGCAUUGUCGGUGGAGGUCCUGCUGGUCUCAGCGCUGCCAUUCGCCUCAAGCAAUUGGCGAACGAGGCCGGCAAUGAAGAUUUCAGGGUGCUUCUUCUCGAAAAAGCCGGCGAACUCGGUGCACAUAUACUCUCGGGUGCGGUAAUACAACCAAACGCAAUCGAAGAGCUCAUCCCCAAUUGGUUGGAUGAGUCCAAUCCGGAACGGUUCGAAUAUGCGACCCCAGCUGGGAACGACAGCAUGAAGUUCUUGACGAAGAGCAUGGCGAUCCCGAUACCCGCGCCGCCGCAGAUGCACAACCAUGGCAACUACAUCGUGUCGCUUAACCAGUUCACCAACUGGCUUGGCGCACGUGCUGAGGAAGUAGGCGUGGAAGUCUAUCCCGGAUUUGCGGCAAGCGAGGUGUUAUACAAGCCAGAUGGUUCGGUCCUGGGCGUUGCUACCAACGAUCUUGGUAUUGGCCGGAGCGGCAAACCAAAGGAAACCUUCGAGCGUGGUAUGGAGUUCCACGCGCGCGUGACAUUGUUCGCGGAGGGCUGUCACGGUAGCUUGACUAAACAGGUCAUCAAAAAGUUCGACCUACGACGAGAUAGUCAACCACAGACGUACGGCCUGGGUGUCAAGGAAGUCUGGGAGGUACAGCCCGAAAAGUUCAAGAAAGGACAAAUCACACACUCAAUGGGUUACCCACUGCCUUAUGACACCUACGGCGGUGGAUGGAUGUACCAUUUUGGGGACAAUCUCGUCAGCAUUGGACUGGUCGUCGCUCUGGACUAUCCCAACCCGUGGAUGUCCCCUUAUGGCGAGUUCCAGAAGAUGAAGCAACACCCGGUAUAUAAGAGUGUUCUGGAAGGAGGCAAGUGCAUCUCUUACGGUGCCCGUGCUCUCAUUGAGGGUGGCUUCCAGUCUAUUCCCAAGGUUGCCUUCCCUGGUGGCGCGCUUAUCGGUGACUCCGCCGGUUUUGUCAAUGUGCCUAAGGUCAAGGGCACGCAUAACGCGAUGAAGUCCGGCAUGUUGGCCGCGGAGGCUGCUUGGAAGGCUCUGUCAGAUACUGAUGAAGGCUCGGUGUUCUUGUAUGAUUACGAGGACAGUCUGCGCAAGUCCCCAAUUUGGAAGGAGCUCAAGGAGGUGCGGAAUAUGCGACCGUCAUUCCAUACCUCCCUCGGCCUGUACGGCGGCAUCAUGUAUUCAGGUCUGGAGGCAUAUGUUCUCAAGGGACGAGUACCCUGGACGUUCAAGCACAAGGCGGAUUACGCCAGGACGAAACCGGCAGAUCAGUGCAAGAAGAUCGAGUACGAAAAGCCCGACGGCAAGCUCACCUUCGACAUCUUGACCAGCGUGUCUCGCACGGGAACAAACCACGAAGAGGACCAGCCGGUGCACCUGCAGGUGAAGGAUUGGGACAAGCAUACAGAGGAGACCUGGCCAACCUUCAAGGGUGUGGAGAACAGGUUCUGCCCGGCAGGGGUUUACGAGUACGUUGAGGACUCCACAAAGCCUCACGGCGUCCGAUUCCAAAUCAACGCUCAGAACUGCAUCCAUUGCAAGACCUGCGAUAUCAAGGCCCCGAAUCAAGACAUCAACUGGCAAGUCCCGCAGGGCGGAGAAGGGCCCAAGUACUAUAUGACGUAG